Haliotis rufescens (red abalone) is the source of this 1701-nucleotide messenger RNA. RefSeq lists its product as uncharacterized. The record is from RefSeq and is a predicted model, not a curated record. The transcript is spliced from 4 exons. The coding region runs from base 119 to 1177 and encodes 352 amino acids. NCBI's taxonomy places the organism in Eukaryota, Metazoa, Mollusca, Gastropoda, Lepetellida, Haliotidae.
GAAGGCUAUAUAAACCGUCUGUCAUACAGAAUAUGUACAGAUGCGACGCAUGGAACUAUAGCAGUACAAAGGAAGCCGUGUGACUAGUACAUGUGACAAUCAACUGAAAUCCUUGAAGAUGGUGCCGAUGAUAUUAUAUUUUAUAGUAACUUGUAUUUGUCCAGUUCAACUACUUUGCUUCAAUGAAGCAGGUAUCAUAGCAGAUAACAGUUAUUUGGAAAACAACUUAUUUGGCAUCAUUAAGAGGAGAGUGCCCUCUGCACAUGAGUGUGCCGUUGAAUGCUUUGCACAUCUUGAUUGUUUCUCAUUCGGAUUCGAAACUGCACUUCACAUUUGCCACCUCCACAAGAAAGACAGUUCAACAGAACCAACCGACCUCGUGGCGAAACCACAAUGGAAACACAGUGAUAUUUCUCUCUGGCCGAAGGAGCUGAUGGGUCCGUGCGUAGAUCACACGUGUCCUCCAGGGACGCGAUGCAGUGUGCAUCGUGUGACUGAGGCGCCGCUCUGUUUGGAAGCUGAUGUCUAUCAACCGGAUGUAUGUUCCGAAGACCCUAUUCCAAACGCAACCUGUAGUUCUGAGUCCAAGAUGGCAGGGAGUAUCAGAUCUUGUACCUGUAAGACCAACUACAGAGAUGUACCGCUGGACGUCGUCAGUGUCAACAACACCUGCCUGGUCAAUGGCAGCUGGACUCCACCCUCGAUUAACUGCACAGGUCCCUACAUCAGACUGACCACGCCUAGUAUCAGCACAUACACCUUCCAACAGAUAUCUGCCAGCUACCUACACACAAUCACAGGCGGCACCUCUACCGUGGUGUUUCUGGUCAAGGCCUGCAACGAUGCCAACUUUGCCCUGCACACAAGACCUAACAACUACACCACUGAUGUCUAUGAGGUGUCUUUUGGUGGGUAUGGGAACACGAAAGCCUUUAUUGGUAAAUGCAUACAGUGCGGUAUCAUGGAUUCCCAUGCUGAAUCAUCUUUUGUGUCAUGCAACGAGUACAGACCAUUUUGGCUCAGCUGGAAGAAUGGCGUCAUCUCUGCGGGAAAAGGACUGGUUGCUGGUACCCAGAAAUUCAUGCAAUGGACGCCAAUUAGCCCAAUUGUGAUAAAUCACGUUAGUAUCAGUACCUAUGUUAAUAAUCCUGGUACGUGGCUCUUCCGAGAGCAGUAAAAUACUCACUGGCGACGCUUAUAGGAAUGAGUAACAUUAGAAGAUAAAGUGACAAAACCCUUUCCAUAUCCAAUAGAAAUCUCACCUUAAAGCAGAGUCGAUAAUACGAUUCCUCUAUAUCAUGGGCAUGUGUCUACGAAUCACUAUUAUUAUGUAGCAGUGUAUUUUAUUGUUUAACAAUGACUGUAACUGUGAUUCAUUGUUUCUGUUGAGAUUCGGUAGACGGUCAUUGUAUCGUAUUUGGGAAGAGAUUAGUCGUCAGGAAUGUAGUACUAGAUAAUGUAAACGGUCGUCAGUAAGUUACUAUAUUCAGAUGCUAGGGUAGUGUAAUAACUUCCGUUAACGCAGAGAAUCAGAGCCUGUACAGAGCCUUAUAUCACUGUCUAGAAAGUUCUGGAAGCUAGUUAGGUUGAUACGUUAAGGGACAAGAGCGUGUCACUCUGUGUUAUCUCUUUGGUACCUGCUUUUAUUACUUUUGCUACCACCACUGCAUUUUGUAUUUGACCCGUGAAGAUUCCGGGGAA